GGAUUAAGUUACCAGUAUUGUCUAUACUCUAAGGAAAUCAAUUUCACUGUUUACAUACCGAAGUAAAGGUUGUAGUUCGAGUAGAACUUUAAACACCACCAUGUAGUCUUAUAAGUUAACAACCAUUUCCCGUCGCAAGCGAACUUAAAUAGCAAGCUAGAUUUGGAAAAUCCGUUCACCAACCAUUCACUAGUCUUUAAUCACUCAAAAUCUUCAUUGUUAGUUAUGUGGCAAACGACAGAUGUGACGUAUUAGAUUAAGUUUAAUUUGUUUUUAAUUUGUACAAAUUUAUUAAUGAGUCAUUUGCGGUAUGCUAUUAGAUCAUAUUUUUUUCCGGCGUGGCGUGAGAAUCACACGGACUUGACGAUAUCCACUUAUUCUACAAAACAUUUUGAAAAGUUAUAAAAACCUGAAGUAAUAUUUUUUUUCAUUAGUGGAUAUAUUUAUUCAUUUUUCUCAAUGACAUCAGUAUUGAUAAACGAUCUUGGUAAUGCAUCAAUGCGUGGAAUCGACGUCGGCGGAUUUGUGACUCCAGACUUUAUGAAGCCGCCUGAAGAGACGAAGCAAAUUUUCGAAAAAGUUCCAGAAUACAAAUUUAAGGAUGGUGAUUUGAUGUUAUGUACAUAUCCAAAAACAGGUACGAACUGGCUGUAUGAAAUACUUAUGAUGAUUUUAAAGAAGAGCGCUGAACCAGUGGAGGGCAACAAGGGAGAUUUAAUGCUGGAAUUUCAAUCUGCUGAAAGUGUUGAUAAACAGCCUGCACCAAGAAUUGUCAAUUGCCAUUAUCCUUGUCGGUAUCUACUGUUGAAGGACAUGAAAGAUAAACAGAUAAAGACGAUACUGUGUUGUCGUAACCCAAAAGACACCGCUGUGUCCUACUACAAUCAUAUGAAGGGUAUAAAAUCGUACGAAUAUGAUGGCAAAUGGAGUGACUGGCUACCCGUGUAUCUGCAAGGAAAAUUAGAGUACGGGAAGUACACAGACUACCUCAUUGGGUGGGAAAAGGAAAUACAAAAUGGCGUUGGUUAUCCUCUUCACAUCAUGUAUUACGAGGACAUGAAAAAGAAUGGUUCUGAGGAAAUUGAGAAGCUUUUGAAGUUUCUUGGUGUCGACUUAGACAACAAUUUGAAGAAUGACAUUUUAAAACAGUGCGGUUUUGAUAUAAUGGUUAAGAGGGACAAGGUACCUCCUGCAUUCAAAGAAAUGUUUUUCAAGUCAGAUUUCAGUUUUUUGAGAAAAGGUCAAGUUGGUGACUGGAAGAACUGGUUUACAGUCGCUCAGAAUGAAAUGUUUGAUGACAUAUGGGAGAAAGAGAUGAGUGGAUCAUCUUUUUCAAAGUUUACAUAUUCAAUGUAUUGACAACAAAAAGCACUGUACUCGAAACUAGCUUUUGUAUCACUCAAACUAAGGCAUUUACAAACAUAUCAACUUAUCAAGUCUACUAAAAUUAUAUUCGAUAUACAAAUUCACAAUUUUUAUCAACUAAAAUCUAUUUCUAUACAAAUUCGGAACACUUUCACUGUUUCCAUUUAUUGGAUGUUAAUUAGGAUUGGAAAACAUAACGUUUUUGAAAUAAUUAUUUUUUAAAAUGUGUCAUUUAUGUAUCGUUUUACUAGUUAUGUGACACCACGUUUAUAACUGAAGACACUGUUAAUAAAUCCAUUACAAGCUACCAUGGCAAUGAUUUGUUGUUAUUUUUGCCGUAGAUUUAUGUCUGUUUCAUGUUUCGUCUGUACCUUAGAGUACAUGUACGACUUGAUCAUGGCAAAUGAAAAGAUACCGACAUAUAUUUGUUUUCUAUAAUAGCCACAUAUUUAGUCAACAUUCCA
Molecule: messenger RNA, 1829 nt
Organism: Ruditapes philippinarum (Manila clam)
Lineage: Eukaryota; Metazoa; Mollusca; Bivalvia; Venerida; Veneridae
Product: sulfotransferase 1B1-like
Exons: 8
Coding region: 460-1359 (299 amino acids)
Biological process (GO): sulfation
Cellular component (GO): cytoplasm
Molecular function (GO): sulfotransferase activity
Source: RefSeq, a predicted model, not a curated record